Dromiciops gliroides (monito del monte) is the source of this 2844-nucleotide messenger RNA. It is a transcript of the gene TMEM263, whose product is annotated as transmembrane protein 263. Lineage: Eukaryota; Metazoa; Chordata; Mammalia; Microbiotheria; Microbiotheriidae. The transcript has 4 exons. The record is from RefSeq and is a predicted model, not a curated record. Bases 335 to 685 code for a protein of 116 amino acids.
CGGGGGGGAGGCUGAGCGUGUGUCCGGGAGGAGGGCGGGCCGCGCGGGCGCCACGUCCGCAGCCCGAGCCCCAGAGCCCCCGACGCCGCCGCCGCCCCGGCCCCCAGGCCGACCAGCGAGCGCCAGGAGCGGACGGGCCAGGGCCGCCGGGCCGCCGUUUUUAAGGUCCUGUGUUCUUUGUAAUGAGUGACCUGCUGCUAAAGACACAGAAGCCUUUAUUUGGAAGAGGCCAAGCAGCAGAAAGAAGAAAGCAAAGUCAGAAUCCACCUGGCUUCGUGUCCAGACUGUUGGGCUCAGUUUGUGACUUUGGACAAGUCACUUGACCUCUGAGACCAUGAAUCAGACGGACAAAAACCAACAAGAAAUUCCUUCAUACCUUAUUGAUGAGCCACCAGAAGGUUCAAUGAAAGACCAUCCACAGCAGCAGCCUGGCAUGUUGUCCCGGGUAACUGGUGGCAUCUUCAAUGUAACAAAGGGAGCCGUUGGCGCCACCAUUGGUGGCGUGGCUUGGAUUGGAGGGAAGAGUCUGGAGGUGACCAAAACGGCUGUUACCACAGUGCCUUCCAUGGGCCUUGGGUUGGUCAAAGGAGGGGUGUCGGCCGUGGCUGGUGGUGUCACAGCUGUCGGGUCCGCUGUUGUAAACAAAGUGCCCUUAACCGGAAAAAAGAAAGAUAAGUCUGACUGAGAGAGCGAGAAAGACGGAGAUGACCCUUGCUCUCCGCAGCACCAUGAGGCCAGUGGCUUUGAACCAUCAACAUGGGGACUAGCAGAGAGCCACCUCUUUGGGAUGUUUCUCUUCUCCCGUGCUGUGUUGGAAGUCUUGAGGACUUACUUUCAUCUGAAAAGAGAAGAUGCCAAGACUGUGACAGUUUGUGAAGGAGUCAUCAAACUUUGAUUCCAGAUUUUUAACUGGUGAAAUGUUACACUCGUUCAGUAGUAACUGAAGGUAUAGUAUGUUUCAAUAUUUACUGUAGGUCUUUCAGUUCAGUUAAAAAUGUGAACAUUCUAUUUAGUGGAUAAUCUGCCGUUCCAUCCAUCUGAUAAUGUGCCAGGGCACUCGGGGCCCUUGAGAGCUGUAAACUCUAUAAACUCUACCUUUGAUGUGCCUACUAGUUUGGGAUGUCUCUUAGUUUUUAAAAAAUGUAUUUUAUGUAAGCUAAGAGGCAUAUUUUGCUCAUUUAAGCUGGUAAGAUAGGAAUUGGAAAUGUUAAAAAGUAAACUUUUAUGUGCUAAUCUCUGAGCGCUAACUAUCCUUUGUUAAAUAUGCAUUAUGUUCAUUUAAUCAUUGAUGCCUUACAAGAGGACAUGUUUUCUGAUGCCCUAGAUAUCAUUGCAGUUCCUAGCUUUUGACUCUUUCAGCCCCUAGGUGAAAUUAAGACUUUUUCAUUUGAGAAAAGAAUCUCAGGAGUAUUUAAGAAAAGGCACUUCUUGUUGCCAGCGGAUAAGAAGAAUCCACUCUUUAUUAACUGUCUGCCACUUACCAAAAAAAUCAAAAGGGUAGGCAAAUGAAUAUUGAAGCCCAUGUUCCAUAAUCUCUGGAGUAAAGUAUACCUUGUAGUGCCUCACAAUACAUUUCUUAGCUGUUCACUUAGAAAGUCAUGUUGGAUGAGUUUCUUAUUAAGAGGUGUGAUAUGUGUGAUGAAUAACUUUUAUAGUUCUUUAAGAAUUAGCUGCAACAACCAAGAUAGAUAGAGAAUUCUUCACUCCUAUUAAAAUAAUCUGUAAGACUGGCUUAAAUCACAGUAGUACUGCCACCGAUUCUUAAGGACAUUUUAAAAGCAACGGUUUUUGAGAACUGCUUUUCGACACUCCAGGUGAGCCUGAGGCAUGAAAUGGGUAUAAAUGCUUCUUUUUGGAAGAUUUAUACAUACAGAAAACAAGAGAGAUUCCAGGCCUUCUAGACAGAGAGAGGCUUUCCACCAUUUUUCCUCCAUUUUUUUUUCUUUUUUCUUUUCAGCCAGUGAAUGAUUUUCUUGCUCAUGAUAUGUUGGUUUCACAUAUCAUACGGUCUAGUCAUUGUGCUUUUGUCUCCCAAGAAUGAAGGACUUUUAACAUUCACUGUUCUUACUAAUAAAUUCAUGAAAAUAAUCAAACCGUGUAAACUAUCUAUUAGGUGUUUUCCAAGAAGGUGAUCAUCUAGAUAGGUUUUAACAGUUAUCUUUACACUUGAAUCUGAUGUUCUGUCUCUAAUCUUUGUGCUUUGGUCAUAUGUGUCCAAAUUAUACUCCUCAGCCACGCUUUGGGCUUACUUGUGGAGGUCAUGUAGUGUGUUAAAGUGACGUCCAAGAGGACUCGAGCCAAACCACUUCAAGAUCUGGAGUUAAAUGUUUGUUUACAGUGAAGUAGUUUACCUUAGUGUGUGUCUACACAGAGUCUUGUGUUCCUUAAUACUUAAACCUUUUUUUUUCUUUUUAAGCUUUCAUCAGCACCAUUACAGUUUAAGGGAAAUUUAGUAUGUUCCAUGAAAACUCUAUAUUAGACACUUAAGACUGAAUAGAGAAUUUAGCCCAGUCUUUCAGGAGUUAAAUGAUAACUUGCUUUGUGGUUACAACUUUUUUUGCAAGCACCGUACUUUGAAAAGCAAUUAGAUGAGACAUGAACACUAUUGGAUUGGCUAAAGAAAACCGAUAUUGGAGAACUUGUUUACUGCUGUUUGGGAAAUUCUUUUCUGCUUACCCAGUAGUUUAUUUUAUUCCUAAUUUAUCUUCUGUAAUCAUAAUCUUCAAUGCUUUGUACCUAAAUUUCUUUUACAUGUAGAAUUUUAGGAUUCGUUUGCAUAUUUAUUUUCAAUUGUGCUUGUCUCUAAUAUUUUCUUGCAGUAAAAAGUGUUGAAAUUUCCUUUUA